GUAGAUGUAGGUGGACGUAUAUGCGGUGAGCGAUGCAUACGAUCCACGGUCUGUGUCGGCUCUGCAUCGAACGAAACUUGCCACAGGUGACCAUUUUGAGAGGAAAAGAUGGUUUUGGCUUCACCAUCUGCUCUGACUCCCCUGUACGGGUCCAAGCUGUUGAUCCAGGAGGUCCAGCUUACCAGGCAGGUUUACAGCAGCUGGACACAUUAUUGCAGCUAAAUGGCCAGCCGGUUGAACACUGGAAGUGUGUAGACCUGGCUCAUGCCAUCAGGAAUUGUCGUAAUGAGAUCACAGUGGUGGUGUGGAGGACAGUGCCUAUUAUGAAGCCUUACUAUGAGGGGCUUAUCCACAGACCUUCCUACAAACCUUCCGGAUUUGAUUCUCUCUCUUCAACUGCAAAGACACAAAACAAAACUCCACCUUUACUCUCUCGACCCGCCAAUCACAAACAGGGUCGCCGUAAAAAAGGAAUUGGCCCUGAUAACUCAGGAAACGGAGUAGGAGAGUCAUUGUGGUCUUGGACUGGCAAACGAGAAGAAAAUGACUACAAAACACGCACACAGACCCUCAAAGGUACCCGUGUGACAUCAUCAAACGGUGACAACUACAUCAUCCUCUCUCCUGUCAGCCCUGGAAACCAGAUAUUGCAGCCAGUGUAUUCUGACUCCAAUUGCACCCUGGGAACUCUUGGAAGAAUCUAUCAGACUAGCAGAGGAGUGCAGCAGAGCCCAGACUACCUGCAGAAUGGGGGGCUGCAAGCACAAGCCACCUUGUGCAGGUCUAUAAACAGUAAGACCACCACCUUGCCUCCUUCAUCCUACAGACAGAGCUUUGCCAACUACCAGAACUGCACCAUCGUCCAGUCCCACCUGCCUCACUCCAACUAUGGCACAUACGUCAGUCUGGCCCCCAAGAUUCUCAUCUUCCCAGUUUUUGUUCAGCCACUGGACCUGUGCAGCCCAGAGAGAGUCCUGAUGUUGUCAGAGGAAAUGAUCCUUCAUGAUAGUAAACACACAGCUCUUAAGGCUACAGUGUUCAUCUACACAGAUCUGAUGCUGUUGACCAGGGAAGAUGAACCGGGCCGCUGUAAUGUUCUACAGAGUCCACUUUAUCUCCAUGAGAUACAGCUGCAGGACGUUCCUGCAGACAAACUGCGGCUGUACAUCUCCUACUGGAUAGAGAGGACCGAAUGUCUGUUCAGCCUGGAAGCCUUUUCAUCCGAGCAGAAGAGGAGGGUCGUUCAGUGUCUGAGAGACAAUAUUGACAAGCAGCUCGCCCUGAGGGACAGAAUAGUCCCUGACCAGAUGCUGGAACCAAAAGCAGCUGAACAGGCUGCUGAUCUGGGUCUGCUCGGCUUCAGCCCUCACAGUGUGUCUGAGCCCUGUUCCCCAUCAUGCCCCUCUGCAUCGCCCAUCAUGAGAAGAACCAACUGCAGCUCUCCAGCUCAGCGGCUCUCCUACCCAGACCUGCACUGCAGCACUGGAGACGCCAACCAAACCGCUCCGACCUCUCGAGACGCCUGCAAACCUCAAUACCUGGAGACCUCCGAGAUCUGGAAGGACAGACAGAAGGUUGUGAAAGGAGGUGGCCAAGAGUCAGAACUGGAGAAAAGGGAGCAGGGGGAGGGCGAGAGCGCUUCCGAGACCAUCAGCAUUGGCGCCAGACUCACAUCUUCAUCGUCAUCUUCCUCACCUCUAGUCAUUCCUAGGCUGUGCCUGGAUCGCUCCUUCAACGCAGAUGCUUUGACCUCACCGUCGACUGACGAUGAUGAUGAGGAGGAAGAUGAUGAGGACAGCGAUGAAGGCUUUCUGAAGCGGAGGAGUAUGGUGGAGUCAUCUCCUAGCAGUGGGCAGCAGAGCGGGGGCUUGUGUGUGCAGAGGUCCCUCCACAGACGGACGCACAGCGAGGGCAGUUUGCUGCAGGAGCCUCGGUCUCCUCGCUUCAUCUCCGAUCAGGCCAUCGACUGCAUAGAGGCCAAGCGGGAACCUUCGGAGCGCUGGGCGGUUCCCUCGCCACAGACCCUGAGGAAAGAGCUCACCAAGAACGGAGGAUCCAUCCACCAGAUCUGUCUGCUCUUCACUGGAAGGAGGGUUUGUGGCAAGCCAAACUGUAAAUGCGACACAGGAAAAACUGGUGUCAAAAAGAAGAAAACCAAGAAUCUGGCCAAAGACAUGAAAAACCGUCUGACUUUUCUGCAGAAGAAGACCAACGACAGACAUGGAAGCAAUCCAGCCAGCAAGCUUGAGAAAGUGCUAAAGUCAGACAAACCGACUCCAGAGGAAGCUCUCAAAUGGGCAGAGUCGCUUGAUGCGCUGCUUUCUCACAAAUAUGGCCUGGUGGUUUUCCGCUCUUUCCUGCAAACUGAGUUCAGUGAGGAGAAUCUGGACUUCUGGCUGGCAUGUGAGGACUUCAAGAGGAUCAAAUCACUGUCCAAAAUGGCAUCCAGAGCAAAGAAGAUAUUCACUGAGUACAUCUCCAUACAGUCCUGUAAAGAGGUUAAUCUGGACUCGUACACCAGGGAGCACAUCAAGGAAAACAUGGAGAACAUCUGUGCAGACUGCUUUGACCUGGCUCAGAGCAGAACCUUUGGACUAAUGGAAAGAGACUCGUACCCUCGAUUCCUCCGCUCUGACAUUUACCUGGAAUUUACCAACCAAAAGAGACCCGGCUCUGCCGCAGAUCCAUCUUAAAGCUAUGAUGACAAACGGUAGACGUUGAAACUUUUUUAGAUCAGUAUUGCUGGAGACGUAGUAGAACAGGACGUGUCUACAAUCACAUAAUCCACUGAUGCACAGCUUCGUAUUGAAACGUCGGUCAGCUAAGCACCUUGGAGAGCUCAGCCCGAUGGGUCAUUGCAUGGACAGAUUGUUUUUUGGACGCUUCUGUGCUGCACCCUGUUGGACGGUUGCGGCAAUAAGAUGGCGAGAAAUCAAUUUGCCAGAACACCUUCGCACCUGUUGACCCAGUGGCAGUACAUAGAGGGUGCAAAGCAUGAUGGGUUUGGGAAAAAAAAGAGAAAUUUUGGUACUGUUUUGUUCAGCUUUACCAAUAUACAUUUUCACUUUUCUUUCCUGCACAGACCUCAACAUACUCAACAUUUACAAAGAUCCUAGUGAGAUGAUAUUGGACAAAACUAAGUUAGUUAUUGUUUUUGUUUUUUUUAUCUGAGUUGCAGUUGACAGCAUGUUUAUAUUCUCUCAAUACUACUGACAGAACACUAAUUCUUAUUACUUUCAAGGGCUUUGGUAACAUUUCCACAUCUGUUCUUCAUGUAGUGGCCCCGUGGCUCUAAUUAAUAUUAAGUGCAAUAUACAGUUAGUUAUUCUUAUUAAUAUUUCUUUAACAAAAACCGUAUAUUAAAGGGGUCAGAUGUUGUUUUCUUUUAUUAAAUAUAUAUACAUAUACAUAGUGUACAAAUGUUCUCCCAUAAUGCAUCAUACAGGCAUAGUAAGUUCAAAUGAAAGAAAAUGUCAUUCCUGAUGUAAAUAACAGAGGCUGAGCUAUACGGACUAACAGUAAUAGUGAUGUUAAAAGUGAAGGUAUUCUGUUUGUUGUCGUUGCUGUUAGUCGGUUGAUCAUACGUCAAAGAAACCAGAAUAACAUAACAAAGAAGCCAGAGUUUGUGUUUAAUAGUGGAUUAACAUAGUGGAGCAUGUGCUGUACAUAGAUGUUUGUGUUCUGUGUUGAUUUACACGUUUAUUUACCAGUUUGCUCUUUGGGAGACUCAUGUUUGGCAAAUACAGUGUCAAUUUCAUCCUAACAAUAUCCUUCCUUCUGUAAUAAUAUUUCUUGUAUUUAUUUGUGGGGUCAUAUUUCACUCACUGCUGCCUUCAUAUGUAACAUACUCUCAUCAAAUAAAAUUACAUUCAA
Molecule: messenger RNA, 3873 nt
Organism: Sinocyclocheilus rhinocerous
Lineage: Eukaryota; Metazoa; Chordata; Actinopteri; Cypriniformes; Cyprinidae
Product: regulator of G-protein signaling 3-like
Exons: 16
Coding region: 33-2693 (886 amino acids)
Cellular component (GO): plasma membrane; nucleus
Molecular function (GO): protein binding
Source: RefSeq, a predicted model, not a curated record